CGCAUUUGCUUCGAAUGGUUCGAACAUACACAUGGAAUCCUUCAACUCAGUCCAGUUUAACAAUUAUUGGUAAUUUUGAUAAUGAAAGCGAAAAGACAGUUACCAAUUCGCUUCCAGCUACAUCAACAAAUUUAUAUUCUACUCAACGCUUUUCAAAUGAUCCCAUUUACAGACCAAAUUAUAAAAAUGGCCAGGUAACAAAUAUAUCUACUGCUGUUCCCAAAGAUGUGCAUAUGUCACAAUCUCAAACAGCUUCGUUGUGGCAACCUCAUUAUCAUUCCUUUCCAAUCUGUUAUCCUAUUCCGCUUGAUUUACCGGCCAACCUUUACCACUGGAGACCUCAUCUCCUUCCACCUCAAAUAACAACACCGGUUACAUUUGAAAAAACAACAAACCUUAGGCCGGUAGAUCUCUGGCAUCUCAGGCCCAUCCAAAUCGGUAGUAAGGUUUAUUAUGAGCUGGUGAGCAGCAGUUCCACACUUUAUAGUAGCCCAACAUCGGUUGUACCCUAUCCAGUUACAUCCGCCAAUUUGAUAGCCAUCCCAAACAAUGCUCAGUUUCAAAAUGGCAACCUAUCUCACUUACCAACUACUGCUGUUCCAGUGUCUGCUAAUAAUACUUGUGGACAAAGUAAAUUACUGCAUUCAGAAACAUGUGGCAAUAAUCACUCCAUCACUUCUGGUAAUAAUGGUUCAAUAAAUCUGCCAUGGACUCUUGGUUCACCCCAACCAAAAAGUGGAAUUCACGGAACCCCUUCUUGGCAGACACCUCUCUUGAUAACAAAAGAAGGCCUCAUCUUUGAUAGGGAGACCAACGAAAGUUCAACUAUUUCCACUUUCCAAAAUCCACCGUUCCUAAUUUCUCCAAGUCAGCAGCUAGACGGUAAUUUGUAUCAGCAUUCUCCAUUACACAAGAUAACACCUUCAUUACAACAUCAGUGCUACCGGAAAGUGGCUACUGUUGAUUCAACAGAACAAUAUAAACGUGACUUGCAAUUACAAAUUGAGCAGAAUCGGCAGCGUAAAGAGGAAGAACGACAACGUGAACUGGAAAUAGAAAAAAAAGAAAUGAUAAAGUUCGAGGAGUACAGACGGAAAGCACAGCAAGAGAUUGAAGAAGAAGAGCGUAAGGAAAAGGAAAAAAUAUUGGCAGCACAACGCAGAGCAGCUAGAAUGCGAACCUUACAGGAAGAAGCGGCAUUAAAGGCUCGUCGUGAAGUAAAAAAUCGUAUCAGGCGUGAUGUAUGUUGCAGUAACGAGGGUACAAAGACGUUGGAAGGAAGAACAUCUUCAACAGUCGAACUGAAUCACCUGGAAUGGUGGGAGAAGAAAAAGGAACAUGUGAAUGAUAAUGCACAAAGAUCAACUCAUUCACCGGUCAUUCCAACUCUUCGGAAGAAGAAUGAAACUUCUACUGGUCUUUCACGAAAUACAGCCUUUGAAAUAUCAGCGAAUAAGGCAGGUGUAACCAGCUGUGUUCGAUCGGAUCGAUCUAAUAAAUCACAUUCAUCAUCAAGAUUAAAUCGACGCUGUUAUCAUUCAUCCCUGACUUCAAGGCGGAACAACAGUUCGGAUUCAGUAGGAUUUCGUAGGAAAAGCUCUCACAUUCACUAACAAAAUAAAUCACCAUCGAGC
This is a messenger RNA of Loa loa (African eye worm), 1634 nucleotides long. RefSeq lists its product as hypothetical. The transcript has 10 exons. The coding region runs from base 15 to 1613 and encodes 532 amino acids. The record is from RefSeq and is a predicted model, not a curated record. NCBI's taxonomy places the organism in Eukaryota, Metazoa, Nematoda, Chromadorea, Rhabditida, Onchocercidae.